AUGCGAGAGGAAGAGGUGGCCGUCAAGAAAUUGAAAGCAUCAGCCCAUGAAAAAGAGUUGAUUGAUUUGGUUAGUGAGAUGGAAACAUUUAAAAUAAUUGGUCAUCACGAAAAUUUGCUUCGAUUGAUUGGAUGUUGCACUGGUACUGGUCCGUUGUAUGUUAUCGUGGAAUUAUGCAAACAUGGAAAUUUGAGGGAUUUUCUGAGAGCUCAUCGCCCUCGAGAUGUAGAUAGUAGUUCGCAGGUUCCUGAAGCUACAAAUCUUGGCGUUGGUGUUGGAGGUAGCACCGAUCAUUAUUUAGAACCACGAAAAUUGCAAAGGAAAUUAACCGUUGCAUCAACACAUGAACAGCCAAUGCUUAUCAAGCAUUUAACACAACGACAUCUUGUACAGUUUGCUUGGCAAGUGGCAAAAGGAAUGGAAUUCAUGGCGAGUCGGAAGAUAAUUCAUCGUGAUUUGGCUGCGAGAAAUGUUCUAGUCGCGGAUGGUUUUGUAAUGAAAAUAUCAGAUUUUGGUCUAUCUCGAGAUGUUCAUUACAAUGAUUAUUAUCGAAAGAAGGGAAAUGGUCGAUUACCGAUUAAAUGGAUGGCAUUAGAAGCGCUAGAUUCUCAUGUGUACACGAUCUACAGUGAUGUCUGGUCAUUUGGAAUAUUACUUUGGGAAAUAAUGACCCUUGGUGGCACGCCUUAUCCAUCGAUUGCAAUGCAACAGUUGUACUCAUGUCUGAAAGAGGGAUAUCGAAUGGAAUCACCAGAUAAUUGUCCUGAGGAGGUUUACGAUGUUAUGGUUGCCUGUUGGCAGGAAAAACCAGAAAAUCGUCCAAGUUUCGACACCUUGGUUGAUUACUUCGACUGGAUGCUUACCCAAUCAGCUCGUGAUCACGAGAAUUAUCUGGAAGUGCAGUCGAUAGCGAGUGAUGGAAGUGAUGAAGUCAGAAAUAUCGCGCCGCCGCCACCUCCACCAUUACGUACAGCGGAAAGUCCAUCAAGGCACAGAAAAGCACGACCAUUAUCGGAACCUGUUAUAAGUCCGAGUGAACCUGUAGCUGAUCCAGACUCGGAUUCUGAAUUUGAUAAUGAUUCCCAUCCUUUGUUAUCUGGCGAAAAAGCUGUUUUGUAUGAGAAACAAAGUCGAUCCGGUGUACAUCAUGCAUUUAUUAGAAGAUGUCCUGCAUUUCCAGUAGUUGAUACGUCGCCUUUCAAUGAACUUAGCUUGAAUAGCACGGCGACAGUCUCGAUCGAUAGUGCAAUCGGUUCACCUUUAUGGUCAGCUGGAGCAACAUCAGCACUGUUAGAUUCAGAUGCCAAUGAGAGGGGUGAUUCACCGACGUCCUAUAAGAAAUGUCGAUUAAGUAAUGGGCCAUGCACCUAUUCUGAAACUGAAAAAAAAAACGAAAUCAUAGGAGAAAAAAAUGGCACAGAAAACGUUACAUGUAACAAUGAUUUACAGAAUCCACAAUAUGUAAAUGUUGAGGGUGCACAGGCAGCUUCUACUGAAAAGGGUAAAUUACGAGGCACAAAAUUUCCUUUCCCACCACUAAGGCAUACUCGUUUUUCUGACUCAACUGCCUAUGAAUCGGAUUCAAUUCAUAUGGACAAUAUGAGGAAGUCAGCACUUGAAGGAUCCGCAUCUGCCUUCACUGUCAAUCAAGCAAGCACUCUAUUAACGAAGGUGGAUAAAAAAAACCCGAAUGAAACCUCAGUAUCAAAGUCAAACAGCAAUAACCAACAACGAAGAUUUUCGAUCGAAUCAAAUUCAAGUGGGCGCGGUGGUUCCUCGGGGAUGUCUAGUGCAGAAGGCCUGGGUGGUGUUGCCGAAUUUUGCCAUAUUGAGUGUAAUGACGGAAAAAUGACCCCUUAUGAAUUGUAUUCGCAACAACAACAACAACAACAACCGGAAAGGAAAAUUCCAAUGCCUAUUUUAGAAGUUGAAAAAUAA
Messenger RNA from Acanthocheilonema viteae, 1938 nucleotides. The record is from the annotation of a GenBank genome assembly. Lineage: Eukaryota; Metazoa; Nematoda; Chromadorea; Rhabditida; Onchocercidae.